AUGGAUGAAUACACCGCCGACGCCUUUGCGAACCGGGACGAGCCCAUUUCGCUCAUCGCCGUCGGUCAAAGCGAUUUGGAAGCCUCGUCGUCAGAAGCGGACAUAAAACGCCGAAGACAGAAAAUCAAAAGAUCACCAUCUUCGCCCCGUCUAAAGACCGAUGGUCAGGAUCUGGCUACCACACAGCUCAACGAAAAUGAAUCAAAUUCUGCGCAUAAAGUGUCCCUUCAAGAUCGACUCUUCUCAAAACUGUUACAACAGGUGUUUCCAACCGAAGACGUGUCCGAUGAGUUCGACAGUACUACUCCGGUAGACAGACUCUCAUCCAAAUACGUCUCUCGCCCUGGCUUCAGUCUGCCCCUGAUGACGAAUAACUUCCGCCGCUUCAAUGCGCGCAUUGGGAUUGUUUUCGUCUUCCAAAACCGACUCAUUCGACUGUUCACCUGGAGGACUCCCUCCCACACCCUUUCGUUCCUAGCAACCUAUACCUUCGUUUGUCUCGACCCAUAUCUCCUAGUCGUCGUCCCUCUCGCCGUGGCUUUACUCUUUGUUAUGGUUCCGGCGUUUACAUCCCGUCACCCUCCUCCUCCACGUCAAGCAGCAGCACCUAGGAUUCCUCCCGACUACUAUCAAGCCUAUACAGGUCCGGCCAUCGCCCCAGCGGCUACUAUCAAACCCGCCAGAGAGACAUCCAAGGACUUCUUCCGCAACAUGCGCGACCUACAGAAUAGUAUGGGAGACUUCAGCAACGUACACGACGCUCUUGUAUCCACCAUUGCACCUGCUACCAAUUUCAGCAACGAGACCUUCUCCUCUCAGCUCUUCUUGUACCUCACAAUCCUAACCACGUUGUCCUUUAUAACCGCACAUCUCCUACCCUGGCGUCUCAUCUUUCUCCUGGGUGGAUGGACUGCCGUGAUUUUCGGCCAUCCAGCGGCACAAGUUUGGUUGAUGCAAGUGCGAAAGCAGGCUGAGAAGCAAGCUUCUCUAACCCUGAAUGACCCUACACUCAAGCACCGGCAAUACAUUCAUGGGAUCCCUCUCCCCGUAACUCCGGCCGCAAUCCAGUCGACAUUCGCAUCAUUUUCCGAAAUCGCACUUUCUACUACCCCGGAGACCCGCGAAGUUGAGAUCUUCGAGCUGCAGCACCGUCCGCUUACCUCCAUCACAUCUGGAGCGUCAGGCGCAGCCGCGGAAUGGCAACCUCAUCUGUUCACACCAACACCAUACGACCCACUAUCACCGGCCCGUAUCGCCGGCGACAGGCCCCGAGGCACACGGUUUUUCGAAGACGUCGUUCCGCCGGAAGGCUGGGAAUGGGCGAACAAGAAAUGGGAACUCGACCUCGAGGCCGGCGAGUGGGUGAACGAGCGUCUUGUGGUAGGUGUCGAGUACGAUGUGCUACACCAGGACCUCGAUGACGCCGACGAGCGAGGCAAUAGCUCCGGCCUGCGGCGUACCUCGACCAGUCGUCUCGAAAGUGUCAAUGUUGGCUUUGGUGGCUGGGUCUGGGACCUACCUCCGGCUCCAGGCAGUGGUGCAAACCGUGACGACGACCUUUGGCUGGCGUAUGGCGACUACGACGUGCCAGGUAUCGGGACGCGGGAUGACGAGAAGCGGAAGCAAAAAAAGGAAAAAGAUCGUAGUCGAAAACCCAAGGACUGGGAGGAGACGGCGAAAUUGGAGCAUAGAGGGCGAACGGGAGAGUGGAGACGUCGUAGGUGGGUGAGGUUGGUGAAGAGAAAGGUUGUCGAGGUUAGGUGA
Messenger RNA from Rhinocladiella mackenziei CBS 650.93, 1764 nucleotides. RefSeq lists its product as uncharacterized. NCBI's taxonomy places the organism in Eukaryota, Fungi, Ascomycota, Eurotiomycetes, Chaetothyriales, Herpotrichiellaceae. Bases 1 to 1764 code for a protein of 587 amino acids. Gene Ontology annotation, cellular component: peroxisomal membrane. Gene Ontology annotation, biological process: peroxisome organization. The record is from RefSeq and is a predicted model, not a curated record. The transcript is spliced from 2 exons.